AUGAACACCAGCCUCCCCAAACUCAUCUUCGGCGGCGGCAGCAUAAUCAGAGACGACGGCCUCUUCUCAACGCCACAACAAGUAACCCUCUCUCACCUCCACUCGACCCAAGAAAACAUCCAUCAAAUCGACACAGCCCAACUAUACGGAAACAGCGAUGACAUUCUCGGCACCGUUAACCCAGGGGCUAUCGGCAUGAGACAUAUCGGCAGUUUGGCGAAGUGUAGCUCAUCCCGGGAGGAGAAUUAUGAUUGA
Aspergillus caelatus is the source of this 255-nucleotide messenger RNA. RefSeq lists its product as uncharacterized. The record is from RefSeq and is a predicted model, not a curated record. NCBI's taxonomy places the organism in Eukaryota, Fungi, Ascomycota, Eurotiomycetes, Eurotiales, Aspergillaceae. Bases 1 to 255 code for a protein of 84 amino acids. The transcript has 2 exons.